This is a messenger RNA of Caenorhabditis auriculariae, 1471 nucleotides long. NCBI's taxonomy places the organism in Eukaryota, Metazoa, Nematoda, Chromadorea, Rhabditida, Rhabditidae. The record is from the annotation of a GenBank genome assembly.
AUGAAGAGACGGGAGCCGAAUCAAAACUACGGGAGAUGUGGUGGCAACAAUCGUGUGGCGAUGGAAGCCGACGCCUCUGCUGUAAUGAGGCGAGUGACCGACAUCUGCUUUUUGCCGUUCAGUCAGUACACGCCCGUGUGUAAGUGGCCGCCGCCGUCUCGAGUAUUAUUAAUGGUUCUUGCACCGUUUCCGGCCAAAAAUACGUCUACCGUAAAUCUUCGCCUUGUUCACAUAUUGCCUUUCGAAGGUAGGAAUUAUACGGCGAAACAUGGAAACGAUUGCUUUUGAAGAUUUUCUUCCGGUCUUUUCCUAUUUUUAGAUUCCUUCUGUGGGUUUUAAAUUCUGAAAAAUCAUAAAAACUGUUGAAAGGUAGACUGAAAAAAUAUUCAAAAAUGGCGCAAAUAGGGGGUAUUGCUCAUGUUAGAGAGUGUCAGCAGCCUUCAGAAAGGCCUUUUCUUGGUUUUUCGAUGAAAAAAAACCGAACGCCAAGGCAUAGAAUAAAAUUGAUAAAAAAUAAAACAUUUGCAAAAAGUUCAAUUGACCAAAGAUUUCCAAAAACCUUCAAAAAAAAAAAACUGCUAAAAAACAGCUAAUUUUUUUUUGAACCAAAGCCUCAAGCGAAAGUUAUACAGCUUCUUGAACGAAAUAUAAAUUUUUAUUCCCAUGGAAAAACUAAAAAUCGAGCCGAAACGGCGAAAACAUGUUCGAAAUCUUGAAUGUUCAGCGAUUCCACCAAAAAUGGAUUUCCAUUUUUUUUUGCCCCAGAAAUCCUGGACACAAUCAAAAAACGAGGCGGCUUUUUGGCGGAGUCAAAAAACAAUAAUUUCUUUUUUCUCCUGCUGGGACAUCUCAGGAUCUUCAAUUUUACGACUUUUUCGAAACAUAAAAACGGAGAGGACUCAUUUUUGAUCUGUCUGAAGAGAAAAGGAAGCAAAAGUUCUUGGAAAACCCGAAUUUCGGCAGCUGUAAAUGCGAGAAAUUCAAAGAGAAUAACCGAAAUCCUUCAAAAAUGGAGCAAAAACUCUUCCGAUCAACUUUUUUCUUUUUUCUUUUUUUGGGUGUGGAAUGGCGGCAAUUAUUCAUUUCAACGGGAGCUUGCAGAAAAAAAAGAAAAAAGAAAAGAAAAGAAAAGGUGAGAAAUAUGAAUUGGUUUCCAUUUCUUUUUUUGGAAAGGGUUCAAAAAAUCAAAGUUCUUCAUCUUUCAGAUUUGCAAUCUAAUAAAAAUUCCAAUUCAACUAUUUGAUAUCAAAACCAGCCUGACAACUUUUCUCUCAAGAAAGUUUGAAGUCCCGAAAAAAAUAAAAAUUUAUUUUGUCAUUCAAACCUAACUCUAUAUUCGAGUUUUCCCCGUUGCAAAACGAGUCUUGAGCACGUACCCAAGGGAGACUCCGCCUCCAAUUUGCCAAUUAAUCCCACUUGUCAGGCCGUCCGUCUGCGUUUGGCAGAUUUGACCAAUGCCAAAUUUGCAUAA